AUGUCUGCUGAAGUAACAUCUGGAUCAUGUGAACCAAGCAGAGCUGAUGAGCGGAGAGAAGUAGAGAUCCCUGAUGGGUUUCAGAGGUGUAUGACUACAAGGAGGUACAUCUCUAGGUCACCUGUCAAUCAACCCAAUGUCCAAAUAACCGACGUAAGGCUUAGUAGUUGAUGGGAAAGAAAUGUACAUUAUUCACCAUUGACCUGCUGAAUAUUAUGCAUUCUCUUUCAGUUAAAUGGGAAUUAUUAUAUCUCGGCACUUUUAUUUACAGAUGACCAAUUUCAAGACGCCAAUAGUGCUGGACACAGGGUCUGGUUUGAUGAAAGCAGGGUUUGCUGAUCAGGACCUCCCAAAUACUAUAUUCCCAAAUAUCAUUGGGCUGCCUAAAUAUGAGGUAAUUGUAUGAGCAAAGUAUUUGGUGUUUGUACUCGGGUCAUGUCGCUAUUCAUAUGCUAGGCCGCCAUCAUACGUUUCCCUACAUGGAGACUGGCUUUCUGAUUUGCCUAUUGUUUUGUCAACAGGAAAUAAUGAAUGGCAACUUUGAAUGGGAGACUUUCAUUGGACAUGAGGCUCAACACAUGAGAAGGAGUCCUGGCAUUGAAGUAUCCCAUGAAAAAUGGAAUUAUACGCAACUGGGAUGAAAUGGAAAAGGUUUGUCUACUGUUGACAAUUCUAUCCCAUGGCUGUUCUGAUGACACUGUAGAACCUGGUGGUUAUAGGAUAUAAACCUCACUGGUCUCAUUUCAGAUUUGGCACCACACGUUCCAGCUGCUGCAGGUCGAUCCAGAUGAUCACCCUGUCCUACUGACCGAAGCAGCCAUGAACCCGCUGGCGAACCGCCAGCGCAUGGUGGAACUCAUGUUUGAGUGCUUAAACGUUCCCCUCACCUACGUGGCCAUGCAGGCAAGGCUGGCACUCUACGCAACAGGGGGGUCCACAGGUAAACUAACUUUAUCUACUCUGUUGAUGUGAAUAAAUAUACAGUAGAUUCAGUUAAUAUAUAUGAAUCCAUCUAAUCCAGUGAAUAUAUUCCUGAGUAAAGGAUUGCAUGCGUUCACUCUUGUUUAAAGUUACAAUCUAGGAGAUUGCUAUCAAUCUAGGAGAGAAACAAUGUAUUUUUGCAUUAAUAAUGGUUAAGAUCGCUGAUCAUUGUAGCCUCUUUCUCCUACUAGGUGUAGUGUUUGACUCUGGGGAUGGAGUGAGUCAUAGUGUGCCAGUGUUUGACUCUGGGGAUGGAGUGAGUCAUAGUGUGCCAGUGUUUGACUCUGGGGAUGGAGUGAGUCAUAGUGUGCCAGUGUUUGACUCUGGGGAUGGAGUGAGUCAUAGUGUGCCAGUGUUUGACUCUGGGGAUGGAGUGUGUCAUAGUGUGCCAGUGUUUGACUCUGGGGAUGGAGUGAGUCAUAGUGUGCCAGUGUUUGACUCUGGGGAUGGAGUGUGUCAUAGUGUGCCAGUGUUUGAGGGAUACUGUCUACCUCAGGCAGUGCAGCACUUCACCCUGGCUGGCCAUGAUGUUACAAUGCACCUUAAAAUGGUAUUUGAUACUUUUUUUUACAGGGACUCUGUCAAAUAUGCUCAUUUGAUCAAUAAAACAAUUAAUUAUAUUCACUUUCUUUGUUUUGUGCUAUCCUGUGUCCCAGCUUCUGCAGGAGCAGGGGGUGUGCAUGCACACUUCUGCCGAGAUGGAGAUUGUGAGAGAGAUAAAGGAGAAAUGCUGCAGGGUCGCCCAGGACUAUGAAUCUGAGUUAACCUGUGGGCGGUCGGCUAGCAGAGAGAUGUAUUACACCAUGCCUGAUGGACAGGUCGUCUGCCUCAGCACAGAGUGGUUCAGGUAACCCUUUAACCGACCCCCUGUAUCCCCACUUUAAAGAACACUCGCCCUAAUGAGUGGUGACGAUUAAGUGAUCUGCUGCUAUGUACUGAGGAAAUUGAGACUAAGAACUGCAAGUGUUUAACUCCGCAAACGGUGCUGUUUAGGUUUCACUUUUGAUUAUGGUACUACCAAGUAAGCCAUUGGAUGGCCACCAGGGGUCAGCUAUGAUCUGUUAAUCAGUGAUGUCUUCCAUCCACAGGGCUCCUGAGAUACUGUUUAAGCCAGAGCUGAUUGGACGAGACCAUUACGGGAUGCAUGAGAGUAUUUUCAAGUCAAUCCUCCGUUCAGACAUUGACCUCUGGCUGAGCUUUUUGGGGAACAUUGUCCUAUCAGGUACAUAGUUUUGGUUUAUUAGUUGCUGAAUACUUAUCCACCCAUGUCUACUCUAAGAUUGUGUCCCAAAUGUCACCCUAUUCCUAUGAAGUGCACUACUUCCUGGUCAAAAGUAGCCAUUUGGGACACAACCUAAAAUGUCUUUCAUUUUCUCUGUGAAGGUGGAAAUACCCUGCUGGCUGGACUGCCUGAGCGGCUUCAGAGUGAAAUUAGAACCAUGGUGCCUACAGACUUUAGGGAGUGUGUGACCAGUCCUAAGGACAGAGAUUUCUCUGUGUGGAGCGGAGGUGCAGUGUUGGCCAACUUGUCAUCCUUUGCCUCUGCCUGGAUCAGCCAUGAGGAAUAUGGCCACCAGAUCGUCUUCAGGAAGUGCUUCUGA
Messenger RNA from Coregonus sp. 'balchen', 2582 nucleotides. The record is from the annotation of a GenBank genome assembly. NCBI's taxonomy places the organism in Eukaryota, Metazoa, Chordata, Actinopteri, Salmoniformes, Salmonidae.